Nicrophorus vespilloides is the source of this 317-nucleotide messenger RNA. Its product is annotated as cytochrome c oxidase assembly factor 4 homolog, mitochondrial. NCBI's taxonomy places the organism in Eukaryota, Metazoa, Arthropoda, Insecta, Coleoptera, Silphidae. The record is from RefSeq and is a predicted model, not a curated record. Gene Ontology annotation, cellular component: mitochondrial intermembrane space. The coding region runs from base 17 to 223 and encodes 68 amino acids. The transcript is spliced from 2 exons. Gene Ontology annotation, biological process: mitochondrial respiratory chain complex IV assembly.
AUAACAUAACCCAGAGAUGAGCGGUAAACACGGAACGGAGGAGAUCACCGAUCCGGUGGAGCAGAUGCUGAAAAGGACCGGUUGCAUAGAUUUACAUUACAAAGUUCAGGAGUGCAUAGCGGAAACGCAGGAUUGGCGCAAGUGCCAAGAUCAGGUCUCCAUCUUCAAGGAGUGCAUGAACAAGUACGUGGAGAAGCAGCGCAGCAAAAUCAACAACUAUUAGCAUGUUUCGGCCCACCAAGAUGGUCCUCAUAGUCCGCUCCGAUUUGAGGAUGGGCCCCGGGAAGAUCGCUUCCCAGUGCGCCCACGCCGCAGUU